CCCAGCCCUGGGCUGUGCGCCCUCACCAUGGUGAAGUUGCUGCCUGCCCAGGAGGCAGCCAAGAUCUACCAUACCAACUAUGUGCGGAACUCGAGGGCCGUGGGUGUGAUGUGGGGCACGCUCACCAUCUGCUUCUCUGUGCUGGUCAUGGCCCUCUUCAUCCAGCCCUACUGGAUCGGUGACAGCGUCAACACACCCCAGGCAGGCUACUUCGGCCUUUUCUCCUACUGUGUGGGCAACGUGCUGUCCUCCGAGCUCAUCUGCAAGGGUGGCCCGCUGGACUUCUCCUCCAUCCCCUCUAGAGCCUUCAAGACUGCCAUGUUCUUUGUGGCCUUGGCCAUGUUCCUCAUCAUUGGCUCCAUCAUCUGCUUCAGCCUGUUCUUUGUCUGCAACACGGCCACCGUCUACAAGAUCUGCGCAUGGAUGCAGCUGGCUGCGGCCACAGGCCUGAUGAUUGGCUGCCUCGUCUACCCUGAUGGAUGGGACUCCAGCGAGGUGCGGCGCAUGUGCGGGGAGCAGACGGGCAAGUACACGCUGGGCCAGUGCACCAUCCGCUGGGCCUUCAUGCUGGCCAUCCUGAGCAUCGGGGACGCCCUCAUUCUCUCCUUCCUGGCCUUCGUGCUGGGCUACCGGCAGGACAAGCUCCUCCCUGACGACUACAAGGCGGACGGAAAAGAGGAAGUCUGAGGCGGCGGAGGGGGCGGUCGUCUGUUUCCCUGACAAUGGGAACUUAGGGAAUCGAAUUCUUCAGAGUAAAAACUUGUCCCCCCAAGCUUCCCGUCCUGGCUACUCUAGGCCUGACGUCCUGAAGCCUCUCACAGGAUGGGAACCUGACAGGCUCCUGAGACAAGCCCUCCUACUGUGUAUAGGAAACUCUUUCAGGUGAAGCAGAACUGGAACGAUCGCAUCGAAGAGACAUGGGUGGUCCUCUCCUGACUGGGGCCCAAGUUCUCGUCCUAUCCCUUCACACCAGCAAAUUCCUCUAUGCUCUGGAGGCCUCUCCUCUGUAAAGUGAGAGGGCUCAAUGAGUCCAUGUCUAGGGGCCUCCCAGGUCUGAGCCUCUGGCAGCCUGAUUAACUGAGGAUAUGCUUGUUUGAAGGCACACCAGAAACUGCCACCCAGCUCGGACGGGGGCCUGAAGAGGUGGCUGCAAGUGCGCUGGAUCACUUCAGGCUGAGGUCCAGGGGAUCCUCUGCUUUUCCUUUCUCACAUUUCGUUUUUUUAUGGAUGCUCAGAGGUGGGUAAGGAGUGGAGAGGCCGCCAGAACCCCAAUCCAUCAGGAAGUCUUAUAAAGACUGGGUGAACAUAGGAUCUAAAAACUUAAGACUAAAUUGAUUUUUUCCCUUUGGAACCCCAAAUCCCAUUUCUUCAUAGUGCCCACACUGACCCAGUCAGAACUGGCUACCAGCUUCAGAAAUUUGUCACUUGUGUCCAAGUGAUUUGUUAUAGUAAUAGAUGACUUUUUUGUAAAAAACUUUGGAUUUGGCACAGUAAAUGGUGACUCUUUUGCCAGCCUCCAGAGGGGAGCUCAAUUUAGGUUAACAUCUCAUUGUAGCAAAUGCCAAGAUGAAGAUAGGUUCUUCAGGCUGUGUUUUGCCUGGGAGAUGGUGCAUGGAAACCAGAUUUCGUUAUCUGUAGUGACUGAUUCUGAAGAACAGGUGUUUUUUCUCGUCAUUGUCCAUUUAGCUAUUCAGUAAAGAGAAAAUGUGGGUGCUGACUCUCACAGGACGGGGUAGAUGCUGAACAAAACUGAUGGAUCUUGUUGCUGCUUGAUUAAGCAGCAGUGACAAGGGAAACAGUAGGUGUCGUAUUCCUGGGCUGUAGGGCAUGCCUUUCAAUCAAUGCACUCUGACAACCUGUCCAUCAGUGCAGGGCUUCUUCUCCAGGUCAGAUGGCCUGGGAAUGAGGAUCCAGCAUUGUCCCAGUUGUUGGCAAUGAGAACUAUCAGAAUGAGACCUAAGAACGAUCAUGUAAUUUUCUUGUGCUGAUAAAAUUAUUUUAGAGCCAGGCACCUACUUCAUGCAAGCUUGAAGAACAGAAGUUGACAAGUCCUGUAGCUUAGUGACUUCUGGCUAUAUUUGUUCAUUUGUUUCUCAUAAUCUUACUUUCUAUUAGAGGCAAAGGAAAAAUUUCUAAAAGCCUCUCUACCUUCAAAGUAUUUCUCACUGAAAUGGCAACUCUGGUGGUCCACAGAAGCUUCUGGGGGGCUUAAGGUCCAUCUGCCAACAGCUCGCAUCUUGCUCUUGCCAGGAACAGCGAGUUUCACCAAAGCAGGAGUCGGUGUUUACCUGUGACCAGUGCUGGGCAUGGAUCUGCAAAUCUGUUUAUCAUCAUAGGACCCAACGUUUCACCUUUUGCUCUAUCUCCGAGGAAACUCAGAAUUCAAGCUCUUCAGUAAUAAUAAUGAUUUUGGUUGAUACCUGGUAACUGCUUAUCAGCUCUUUUCAAGUGGCUUUACCUUUAAAUAAAUUUUUAAAGGCACCUUGAAUCUCAUUUUUGAAAGUAUAUAGAAAAUCAAUAAAAUCAGCACUCCAACCCAGUUGCUUUAUUCCUUCACUUCUGGCUUGCCUCUGCCUUAGGUUGGGGCUGGGGGGUGGUUGUGAUAUCCAGCUUCACUGACAAUGACUAGCCCUAAGCAGAUAUGGUCAAGAGAGGGACUAGUGGUUUCUAUCUGAAAUGGGAACUGGAAGGAUAUCCUAAAUGCUUUCAUUGUUUUGCAUCCUGUAUUAGUUACCUACUGCUGCCUAACAGAUUACCCUGGAACUCACUGACUUACAACCUUUUCCGUUUCAGUGGGUAAGGAAUCUGGCAAGGCUUACCUAAGUCUCUUUGUCUCAAGGUUUCUCACCGGCUGCAGUUAAUGUCUCGGAUCUGCUUCCAAGGUCAGUGGUUGUCUGCAGGAUUCAGCUUCUCAGGUUGUGGGACUGAGGGCCUGGGUUCCCCACUGGCUGCAAGGCCUCUCCAUAGGGCUGCUCGCGUGGCAGGUGCUUCCCGAGGGCAAGGGUUCCAGGACAGAGCAGGAGAGGGGGCACCUACAGAAGCUGCAGCCGCUUUGCAACCGACCUCAGAAGUUACAUUGUCACUUCUGCCCUAAUUUGCUUGUUAGAACUGUCACUAAGGCCAGCUCACACUCCAGGCGAGUGGAUAACACAAGUGCCGGAAUGCCAGGUGACGGGAAUGAUUAGGGUUCUUUUAAAAGGUGUUUCUCAUACUUAAUUACUUUGUAUCGUCCUUAUUAUAUACUUAUUUGUAAUUAAUUUUAAGUGGGCUUUUACCAGAAUGCUUUAUUGGGGCAAAGAUUAGAUUCUAGUAACCUCACAUGCUGAUGGAUAUGUUUGUCUUGUGAUAAAAUAAGUUGCAUUAGAUGAAAGAAGGGCCCUAACCCUCCAAACUCAUCCCACUUGGGUAAUCUAAUCUCAAGAGAACCUCUAGUAGGGCCCACUAAUUUCCAACACUCACCAUGCUUUCCUCUCUACUUAGUAAAUCCAAAGAAACCAAUGCAGUGCCUGCAGGGCGACUUCUAAGCACACGGCUCAGAUCGCAGGCAGCUCGUACUUCUGCACGGUCCAGUUCUGCCAAGUGGACGGCAAGCCUUGUUAUUCUAUCAAAAUGGGCGAAAACUAGAUCUGAAUUAAGGACAAAAGAGAUUAUGCUAAGUGAACUCGGGAGGAUCUAAAAUGAAAUUGCUCAUCUGUGUGAAGAGCCCUCCUCCCUUCACAAGGAAUGGUGCAGUCAGUAACAGAACCCGAUACUAACGUAAAUUGCUCAGCUCACUUACUUAGUUAAAACUUCCAAACACUUAACAUGAUGUCAUUUUUCUGGCUUUAACUGGCAUAUUUCUGAUAGCUCAAGGACUUGGUGUGGCUUAAUAUUUGCACAAGGCCUUAAAGACAAAUGCAUAUCACAUGUAGUUUUUUAAUUCCAACUUUUAAAAACAAGACUUCAGUGACAUAAAAACAAACUUCCUCCUCAGUAGGUCUCCAGGUUCCUAUAUUAUCUUUAUAUAAGUUUAUACAUAUUGUUUUGAAGACUGUGAAAGAGUGGUGUUACCAAUGCCUUGCUAACUCCAAAGGCACCAAAUUGGUGGGCAAAACACAACUAUUCAAGUUUCUCUGGUGUCAUAAGGCCUUACCUUUGGAGCAAAUAUAAGUUCAGAUUCCAUUAUUAAUAAAUCACCAAUUUUCUGUGAUACAGUAGUCUAACAGCAAAUCGGUUUCCCCUUAAGGCCAAAGUGGCAGACUCUACAGGCUUCAAAAAUCAAAGACUGGGCGGUAAUCAAGUCAUUUGUAACCUGGGCCUGCUCUGGAGCAGGUAAUGAUUUCCCCGUGGAGACUCAGGGCUAAUGCAGAGUUCAGGUGGGGUUGUAAUUCCACCGCAGUUGGCUCGCUCUUCUGAGAGAGCUACAAGCUCUCCUAGGACAGCACUUAAGUUUUCCCAAACCCUCAGCAUUCUAGGUCCAUAUAUUUAACUCAAGGCUUAGAGGGCCGCCUAGAUUGGUCAGUCUGGUGAACAUAUUGAUGAAUUCCAACUUAACUUUUUUAGGUUGUUCUUUAAACAGGUUACCUCUGGUCAACACUACAAUAUGACCUUACUACAUACGUCUUAAGUAUGGCACAAUUAAAACAAAUGAACUGGAACAGUUUACAUAGUUCAGAGGUGGGGAAGUACUUUCUAUGAGUAACAUUAAACAAUGCCACAAAUAAAAAUGAAGGGCAAAUUAAAAACUGGAAAAGUACAUGAUGGAAAAAUGACAAAAAUGCAUUACCUUUAAUAUGUAAAAAAUCCUAACCAAAUCCUAAAAUAGGGGAGCAGACCAAAAGAAAGCUGGGUAAUGCAGGCAAAUAGCCAAAAAAUACAAAUGACCAAUAAAACCCAUGAAACAAGUUUCUGACUUCACUAGUCAUCAAUAUACAAAUUAAAACAAGAUACUCCCCUUUUUUGGCAAUCAAAUUGGUUAUUAGGAAUAAAACAGAUGAGAUUACAAUAGGCCCAUUCAAACACUGCUGGUUAGGGCAAAACAGUCCAACGGUUCUCCACUUAAGUUAGGUUACGUUUAUUAAAAGCCUUAAAAACGUGCUUCCUCUCUGGCCCAGGUAUUCACCCUAAGGAGUGAAUCAGACAAGUGUAUGCAAACCUGUGUACAGCAGUGUUCAUGCCAGCGCCUCAGUCAGCGUUCACAGAUCUUUGGCAUUUUGCAUACACUGCGAUUGUAAUCUGAGGGAAAAAAUACAACGCAAGUAUCCUGGGAAAAUGCUAUCAGAUGUAGGGCAUAACAAUUUUCUUAGAAUUUUCCAAAAUGUACUUUGUUAACUCUCCCCCACCCCAAUUUAAAGGUAGAAGCAAAACUACAAACCCCACAAAAUGGCAUGCGUUCAGUUGUACAGUUCAUCGCCUGCUGAAGUUCAAGAAGAAAACUCAACCAAUCCUUUCCUCCAUUCUGAAGGCUGGAUCAGACUAACUUGGGCAAAAAAUGAACAGAAAGCUUCUGGAAACAUGUAAGUUAUUAAAUAAUUUGUUUAUUGUACUACAUUUACAAAGAAAACAGACAAUGCACCCAGUAGAAAGAAUAAAAAUGUAUUUGGGGUUUUAUUUUUAACCGACAGCAAAUAGAAAUCCUUUCGUGAGAUCAGAGCAAUUUGACAGCAUUAUGAUUGAAUUCAAUACAUGUACGGGGGUACUUGGAAGAUCAAAUUCUACAGCUGCCUCCUUCUACGGCUUCUAAUUCAUCUGGCUCCUUAAAUGAUAGGAGGACAAGCCCUUAUUUGGUGGGGAAACAUUUCCAAAAUGAAGUUAUAGGUUCUCUCAUUAAAAUUUCUUGUCAUAUCAAUUGUUAAAGUGGGGCCUUCUAUUUGUAUGUGUGUGUGUUUUGGUUAUUUCACAUUACUAUCACCAGAACUCUUGUAAUUCCACAAUUGUGAUUUUAUAGUGUAGCAAAGAAUU
Messenger RNA from Equus caballus (horse), 5940 nucleotides. RefSeq names its product LHFPL tetraspan subfamily member 5 (gene LHFPL5). NCBI's taxonomy places the organism in Eukaryota, Metazoa, Chordata, Mammalia, Perissodactyla, Equidae. Gene Ontology annotation, biological process: sensory perception of sound; detection of mechanical stimulus involved in sensory perception. The record is from RefSeq and is a predicted model, not a curated record. Gene Ontology annotation, cellular component: plasma membrane.